Molecule: messenger RNA, 1352 nt
Organism: Culex quinquefasciatus (southern house mosquito)
Lineage: Eukaryota; Metazoa; Arthropoda; Insecta; Diptera; Culicidae
Product: pre-mRNA-processing factor 17
Exons: 3
Coding region: 614-823 (69 amino acids)
Source: RefSeq, a predicted model, not a curated record
CUUGCCGUCUUGAAUCGAGCAGUUUUUGAUCGUGUUUGGCAACUCGUUUUUUUGUUUUGAUUUUUUUCCUGCAGUUUUCGUGGAGAAAAUAAACACAGCAAUCUCCCACUCGGUGGCAAAAUCGCUGAAGGUUUGUGCCGCUCCGCUGGGAGUCCCCUGGAGCAGAUCAAGAGCAGGUGGAAUCGUUCCGUUUGCUGGCACCGACGAUGAACCAGUUAAGUUAAAACCCGCGGAGUGGAACUUGCAGAACCGGAACCGGAAGGACAUACAGGGAUUUUUGGACCAUGAGGCAAGAACGAGGAUGGCGAACUUGCGUCGAGGCCGAAUGGGACCGAGCGGAUUAAGAUCGAGAAGAUGAUGUCCAAGAAGCAGUAGUGGAACCGCGUUAAGAUCGAGGAGAAGUACGUGCUGCACAUCAAGAACUCGGUCGAUUAUCUGGGUCGAUCGUUCCUGCAACAGCCGUACGACGUCGGGGUCAAUCUACGCAAAAGUGGUGCCACCGACCGGUGCUUGCUCCCGUAGGCUCACAUCCACACCUAAACCGGUCACACCAAGGACAUUUCUGCCAUCCAGUGGUUCCUCAAAAUCGGCCCACCUGUUGCUGUACUGCAGCAUGGACGACCGGAUCAUAAUCUUGAAGUGGGACACACGCAGUUUGGGCUCGGUCAUCACGAUCACCUUCGUCGAUGAUAACCGGCGCUUCAUGACAACCUCCGACCUCACCUCCGACAACGAAUGCUUGCGAGACAUUCCGGUGGACAUGGACACGCCGAUCCAACGAUGUACUAGAUGCCCGCAGGUCAGCCUAUCCCCGAACGGCUAGUGGCUCGCCUUCCAGAGCUUGGAAAACAAGAAUUGUCGUGCUUCUCCAGCUCCUCGCGCAUACUGUUGGCCACACGGGUGCGUCCAAUGGAGGUCCGCUGUUGAAUCUGGACUUCCGCGAGGACAUCACCAAAAGGAACAGCUUGCCAGCACCGGUGCUGGCGGAAUUUAACAAGGGGGCCAUUCCAUAGCCACCGGCACUCAUCGAAGGGACCAUUCCGCGCAACAAAGAUGACCCAAGUCCAAAGAUCUGCAAAGUGCUGCUGCAGUUCCGUCUGUGCCAAGGUGCCGACCUUCCUAAAGUUAAACAGGGCCAAGUAAAUUCUGCACUUCACCGAUCCGUACUUCACAUACCUCUACCUCUCGCUCAAGACGAUCCACAGUCCGGCUUCGUCAAGCACCGAAAAUGCUGCAACACGAUCACGGACAACUUUAAGAUCAAGCGCUGGACGCACCCAACCAGCUGGGCAGUAUUCCGAGAAAGAAUCGAGCAGCUUUCAAUAAUGGUGGCAACUCCAAGCUGGACGUUC